AUGGCCGCGAGGGGCGCUGCCCUGCACUCGGUGGGCCUGGGUGCACAAAGGGCCCCGAGGCCGGCUGUUCGCGCUGCCCUCCCCGCUCCGCGGAGGUCUGUCCGUGGAAGCCGUUGCUCCAUUCCUUCCGAGUCCCGUCGUGGACUUGGACAGACUGAAGCCUCUCCCCCGCAUUUCUCCGAGCGGCCUCACCUUCCCCCUGCCAGAGGUGCCACCCUGGAGGGCCGGCUGUGUCAGCGCGCUGGCUGCCGGGGGCUGUCCCUGCCCUGUGACUGGCUGCUCGUUCACCUGUGUCUGGCUCGGAGCACGGCCCGCUGUACCAAUACCCCUGAGGAGAAGCGUGAGUGCAUCUCCAUCCACGUUGGCCAAGCUGGUGUCCAGAUUGGCAACGCCUGCUGGGAGCUCUACUGCCUGGAACAUGGCAUCCAGCCCGAUGGCCAGAUGCCAAGUGACAAGACCAUUGGGGGCGGAGAUGACUCCUUCAACACCUUCUUCAGCGAGACUGGUGCUGGCAAACAUGUGCCCAGGAAUUCUGUCAGUAAAUCACCUUGUCCACAUGUCACACCUAUUACACGUCUAUUGCAGGUUUCAUCAGAUGUCUCAACACUGAAAUUAAUUUUUCUCUUACAGGCUGACCAGUGCACAGGCCUGCAGGGCUUCCUGGUUUUCCACAGCUUUGGCGGGGGCACUGGCUCUGGGUUCACCUCCCUGCUGAUGGAGCGUCUCUCCGUUGACUAUGGCAAGAAGUCCAAGCUGGAGUUCUCCAUUUACCCAGCCCCCCAGGUCUCCACAGCUGUAGUAGAGCCCUACAACUCCAUCCUUUACCAGCCUCCCACUGUGGUUCCUGGUGGAGACCUGGCCAAGGUACAGCGGGCUGUGUGCAUGCUGAGCAACACCACAGCCAUCGCGGAGGCCUGGGCGCGCCUGGACCACAAGUUUGAUCUGAUGUACGCCAAGCGUGCCUUUGUUCACUGGUACGUGGGUGAGGGGAUGGAGGAAGGGGAGUUUUCUGAGGCCCGAGAGGACAUGGCUGCCCUUGAGAAGCGUUAUGAGGAGAUUGAAACAGAUAGUGCUGAGGGAGAGGACAGGAUGCAGAGUAUUAAUCUUUCUGCUGUGAUUUUGCAUUCCAUUGUCUCAUCUCACACAUUUUUUUCUGUUCUGUGGAAUUGUUUAAGCCCUAAUCUGUCAAUAAAAAUGUUUGUAUUUAAAGAUCAACCUGGCUUCUGA
Messenger RNA from Chinchilla lanigera (long-tailed chinchilla), 1227 nucleotides. Its product is annotated as tubulin alpha-1 chain. The transcript has 5 exons. The record is from RefSeq and is a predicted model, not a curated record. Gene Ontology annotation, molecular function: structural constituent of cytoskeleton; GTP binding. Lineage: Eukaryota; Metazoa; Chordata; Mammalia; Rodentia; Chinchillidae. The coding region runs from base 1 to 1227 and encodes 408 amino acids. Gene Ontology annotation, biological process: mitotic cell cycle; microtubule cytoskeleton organization. Gene Ontology annotation, cellular component: microtubule; cytoplasm.